Molecule: messenger RNA, 540 nt
Organism: Anisakis simplex (herring worm)
Lineage: Eukaryota; Metazoa; Nematoda; Chromadorea; Rhabditida; Anisakidae
Source: the annotation of a GenBank genome assembly
AUGACGACGACAACGACUGGAGCACAACGUCUGCCGGCGCACGAUCCGCUGCGUCGAUCGACGGAACGCUAUUUCACCGUGCUGCAGCGGAAUCCUUCUGCCUACGUUCGCUUCCCAGCGUCUUCCCAGCAACUACCCUCGAUUCUGGUGUCCAGAACCACCCCAUUGGGCACGGUUAUUGGCCAAGUACAAGCCACAGCCCCGGCCCCACACCUCAUUGACUACUAUUUAACGGAAUUCCGUCAAGUAGCGAUUGAUUGGAGCUGUGGCCCGAGAAGCUGUGACUAUGAAGCGGUUAGAUGGCUGGACGUGGAUCGUAAAAGUGGGCAGCUGAGGAUGACCAGGAGACCUUAUUUGCUGGAUUAUAUGGAGGAGGAGGGGGAGGCGCGGGAAUGGAGAGUAGAGAUUACGGCUAUUUGGAACGGUUUCACGGCCUCGCAAAUGGUGAUCAUUCGAUUCGACGAUGGGAAUGAGUUUGCUGGGAUCGAUGGUAGUGUGGGUGAAAGAGAGCGAAAUUUCGAACGAUUCUUCGAGUUUGAU